GUCAGCUGUCGGCCCCCUGCUCGUGUCGCUCCCUGGCGCACGAGACCGUCCUCUGGCACCACCGCCUUGGUCACCCGUCAGUGCAGCGCCUUCGUGACAUGCACAAACGGUACCUUGUCUCUGGUCUGCCCAGGGUUCUCCCUCCCCUCCCACCCUCGCCUGCUCCUCCUUGUCUUCCCUGUGUCGAGGGGCGGCAGCGCGCCGCUCCUCACUCCUCCUCGUUUCCCCCGACGACUGCUCCCCUCCAGACGCUCCACAUGGACGUGUGGGGCCCAGCCCGCGUUCGUGGACAGGGUCACGAGAGGUACUUCUUGAUAGUUGUUGACGACUACUCGCGCUACACCACGGUCUUCCCCUUGCGCACCAAGGGUGAAGUCCCUGAUGUCUUGAUCCCUUGGAUCCGCGCUGCCCGUGUCCAGCUUAGCGAGAGGUUCCACUCGGACUUUCCUGUCCUGCGUCUGCACUCUGAGAGAGGUGGGGAGUUUUCCUCCGACCUCUUGAGGGCCUACUGUCAGGGGCAGGGCAUUGAGCAGUCGUUCACGCUUCCGGCCUCUCCACAGCAGAAUGGGGUUGCUGAGCGCCGCAUUGGCCUGGUCAUGGAGGUCGCUCGUACCUCCUUGAUCCAUGCGGCUGCCCCCCACUUUCUGUGGCCGUUUGCGGUCCGAUACGCUGCUCAUCAGCUCAACCUCUGGCCCCGUGUCUCCGCUCCGGAGGCUUCGCCGACACUGCGUUGGACGGGAGAGGUUGGCGAUGCGUCUCGUUUCCGGGUCUGGGGAUCUCGAGCUUUUGUUCGCGAUACGUCCGCGGACAAGCUCUCCUCCCGCGCUGUUCCUUGUGUCUUCCUUGGCUUUGUCCCGGACGCGUCUGGUUGGCAGUUUUACCACGCCACCUCGCGCCGUGUCCUACCUUCUCAAGACGUCACGUUCGACGAGUCGGUCCCCUACUACCGCCUCUUCCCCUACCGCACUGCCACGCUCCCCCCCCCCGCCUCUCUUCCUCGCACCAGGUAG
Molecule: messenger RNA, 1010 nt
Organism: Closterium sp. Naga37s-1
Lineage: Eukaryota; Viridiplantae; Streptophyta; Zygnematophyceae; Desmidiales; Closteriaceae
Source: the annotation of a GenBank genome assembly